Messenger RNA from Penaeus vannamei (Pacific white shrimp), 624 nucleotides. NCBI's taxonomy places the organism in Eukaryota, Metazoa, Arthropoda, Malacostraca, Decapoda, Penaeidae. The record is from RefSeq and is a predicted model, not a curated record.
UUGAGAGAGCAACGCAUUGAAUCACUUUGCGUGAGUCAACGUGACAGGUCGGUGUUCUGGUAUAACACAGGGAUGGAUAAGGCAGUCACUCUAAGUUGUGGAGGUCGCAUGCCUCUGGUCGGCCUCGGUUGCUGGGAGUCCCCCCCGGACCAGGUGACGCAGGCGGUGGAGGCGGCGCUGGACGCCGGCUACCGCCACAUCGACACCGCCUACAACUACCUCAACGAGGAGGCCGUCGGCGCCGGCAUCAGGAACUGGCUCGAGAAGACAGGCAAGAGCAGGGGCGAGGUCUUCGUCGUGACCAAGCUGCCCAUGAUCGGCAUGUACGAAGGAGGCGUGGAGAAGUUCCUGAAGAAGUCCCUGGAGAAGCUGAAGCUGGGCUACGUGGACCUCUACCUCGUCCACCUCCCCGUCGGCAUGAAAGGCAAGGAUGACAACGACAUCUUCCCAGUGGUCGAUGGGCAGAUUAACGUGGAUUUUGCGACCGACCUUAUCGCCGUGUGGAGGGAAAUGGAGAAGAUGAAGACGCUGGGGCUGGCGAGGUCCAUCGGCGUCUCCAACUUCUCCGUCAAGCAGCUGAGGAAGAUCUGCGCCGUCGCCAAGGUCCCGCCCUCCGUCCAGCAG